Messenger RNA from Paramecium primaurelia, 205 nucleotides. Lineage: Eukaryota; Ciliophora; Oligohymenophorea; Peniculida; Parameciidae. The record is from the annotation of a GenBank genome assembly.
AUGAGGACUAUUUUUAAAAAGUACAUUUUACUUUAUUCCUAAGCUUUUUGGUGUUGCGACUAUUGUUACAAAUAGAUUUUAAGGUUGUGACAGGUAUUGUAUGGUUUUUUUUUAAGGUUGUGAUGGUGUUAACACAAUUGUUUUUGGUGUUACACAUACCCUCUAUUUAAACAAGAGUAGGGGUUCAUAGGUGGUCUGCCACUGA